UAGGAAGCUGCGAUCAGACCCCGCCCUCUUUUGGGCGGAGCUCCCUGCAUUGCUUCCGUGUACUAUGGAGAAGGAGGCCGGGGUGUGGGAGCUGCUGGAGCGGGUGCCUGUUGACUGGUCAGAACCAUGGAUAAUUGGACUUUUGGGUUUCCACCUGCUUUGCUUCAUACUGACCUGCCUAUCCUUCAAAUGCUACAAACUCCAGAUCGCCCUCUUCUUUCUAAUGGUGGGCCUGGUUAGCUGCGCUGAAUACAUCAAUGAAGUAGCUGCUGUGAACUGGAAGAUUACGAAGCCAGCCCCCCGCACACUCACACGUAACAUGCAGUUGAAAGUGCACCAGAGUGAGUCCAGAAAGUCCAUCAUACCGUCCAGUAUCGCUUUCAUUCGCAGGUUGUACUCAAGGCAGCAGUACUUUGAUUCUUCAGGAAUGUUCAUUUCCUUAGCGUUUUCAGCUCCGUUGUUGUGCAACACCAUAAUAAUUGUGGUCCAUUGGGUGUAUAAGACAUUGUCUGUAAUGACAGAACUUAAGACUCUACAGAAGAAAAGGAAAGCAGCUAAAGACAGUAAGAAGGAGAAGUGAUCAGAACGGUUUUAUCAGACAAGCUGUAUUUCUACUAUGACCACUAAUGUUAAAAACCACUUAUAUUCCUGCAAAUCCUGUACAGAGAAUAUUGAUGGAAUCGCAUUGAACGCCCAUACCCACGGACUUCUAUAGACUUCUCCCCGGAUUUUCGCUGCACUCCCCUGCAUGGGGUCGCCCCACACUACAUGGGCGCUGUAAAAUGAGUUCACAUUCCAGAAAUAUAUGAAACGUGGUCCCCCCUAUACAGCCUUCAAACCCCCCCCCCCCCCCCCCCCCCCCUAUUCCUGGCAGUGAGAUUCCAAGCCACUCAAAGGCAUUUUACCUGUAAAUACAAUUGAGUUUCUGUUCACUUUUCAUUUUUUUGCAAGCUCAUUGUCAUAUAUUGUAUUUUUUAAAUAAAAUCUAAAAAGGUGAAUAAAGUGUUGCCUGAACUCAUAUAGUAGCAUGCGCCCAAGGGCAGAGUGCACACAGAGCAGAGGAGCAUUGCUCAGAUGCCUUUGUAUAGAAGCUGUCUAGGACAUCCGUGUACGAAGGACUGGUUUUUAUUAUAGCGAAGGCA
Bufo gargarizans (Asiatic toad) is the source of this 1142-nucleotide messenger RNA. It is a transcript of the gene TMEM18, whose product is annotated as transmembrane protein 18. The record is from RefSeq and is a predicted model, not a curated record. Gene Ontology annotation, cellular component: nuclear membrane. Lineage: Eukaryota; Metazoa; Chordata; Amphibia; Anura; Bufonidae. The coding region runs from base 65 to 580 and encodes 171 amino acids. The transcript has 6 exons.